AUUCAUCCCCGCAUAUAAAUACCCCAACUUUCCCCAUUUUCACAAAACAAAAAUUGAAACAACGGGAAAAAAUUCGAACGUUAAACAAAACGACACAUCAGAAAAAAAAUGUCCUGCACCGUCGCUCUUUCAAACUCGCCGGUAUUCUCUCCGUCUAGGGUUCCGUUACCGUCAUCUCUCCGUUGUUCUUCACCUGAAACCCUAACGGCUUCUUCUUCUUCUCCGUCUUCUUCUCCGUCAUCGCCGUUAAGGAUUCUUCGUAUUCAGAAACCUCCACCGAGUAAUUUGAUUAGAGCUGGUACUACUACUGCUACUACUACUGGUUGUUCUUCUGCUUCGACGGUGUUGAAGAGGAAGAGGCCUACUAGGUUGGAUCUUCCGGUAGUUUCGAUGAGUUUCGGGAAUUUUCCGGUGACGCCGGCGGGGGGAGUUGAUUUGGUUGAGGUUGAAGGGAAAGGGUAUUCUGUUUGCUGUAAAAGAGGGAGAAAAGGUGCAAUGGAAGAUCGUCACUCUGCUAUGGUUAAUCUUCAAGGAGAUUCCAAACAGGGUGUUUUUGGUAUAUUUGAUGGUCAUGGAGGAAUAAAAGCUGCAGAGUAUGCAGCUGAGAAUUUGAAUAAGAACAUUAUGACUGAAUUAGAGAAGACAACAGAUGACAAAAUUGAGGCAGCUGAGAAUUUGAAUAAGAACAUUAUGACUGAAUUAGGGAAGACAGCAGAUGACAAAAUUGAGGCAGCAGUGAAAAACGGUUACCUUAAAACAGAUUCUGAAUUUCUCAACCAAGAAGUUCGGGGUGGUACAUGCUGUGUGACAGCAUUGAUCCAAAAAGGCAAUCUAGUUGUAUCUAAUGCUGGUGAUUGUCGCGCUGUUGUGAGCAGAGGAGGGCUAGCUGAGGCAUUGACCUCUGAUCAUAGGCCUUCAAGGGAAGAUGAGAAGGAUAGAGUUGAGGCAUCGGGUGGCUAUGUAGAUUGUUGUCAUGGUGUUUGGAGAAUUCAGGGAUCUCUCGCUGUAUCAAGAGGUAUUGGGGAUCAGUACCUUAAACAAUGGGUAACAGCAGAACCCGAGACAAGGAUUCUUGGACUUAAUCCUGAAUUGGAAUUCUUAGUCCUAGCAUCUGAUGGUUUAUGGGAUACAGUUAGCAACCAGGAAGCAGUAGAUAUUGCUCGGCCUUUGUGCACUGGCAACAGUAUGCAGCAGCCCUUGUCAGCAUGUAGAAAGCUCAUUGACCUCUCUGUUUUGCGAGGUUCACUUGAUGAUAUUAGUGUGAUGAUAAUUCAACUGGGACAAUUCUGUUAACAGUCCCCAAUUUAGGUUAGGAAUUCUUUCUCAUUAACUCGCACAGGUUGCUAGCUAGAGAUUAUAACUAGAAUAACAGUGAGAUCAGUUUACUAGUAUGAGGUGUUUUAACUUAUGUAAAUCAAAUUGUUCUCAGAUUCCUUAUUCGCGUUUAUAAUUCACUUGUUACGAUUCUUCAGAUCAAGUGAAAUAUGGGCAAAGCCCCUUUUAUCCA
Capsicum annuum is the source of this 1507-nucleotide messenger RNA. Its product is annotated as probable protein phosphatase 2C 2. The coding region runs from base 109 to 1293 and encodes 394 amino acids. Lineage: Eukaryota; Viridiplantae; Streptophyta; Magnoliopsida; Solanales; Solanaceae. The transcript has 3 exons. Gene Ontology annotation, molecular function: cation binding; protein serine/threonine phosphatase activity. The record is from RefSeq and is a predicted model, not a curated record. Gene Ontology annotation, biological process: protein dephosphorylation.